Molecule: messenger RNA, 17772 nt
Organism: Podarcis lilfordi (Lilford's wall lizard)
Lineage: Eukaryota; Metazoa; Chordata; Lepidosauria; Squamata; Lacertidae
Source: the annotation of a GenBank genome assembly
AGCUGGCGACGCGCUGACGCAGGGCGGCGCCCGCGCCGACGUGCCUGACGCCGCACGCCGUGAGGGCAAGAGGGGGCGCUGGACUCCCCCGCCCCUCCCUCCCUCCCGUCGUCCUCCUCCUGCUUCUGAGGUAAGUAAGGCAGGAAAGCCGCGUCGGGUGAAACUAUGCUAGGCGGGAGGGUGGGGAAGGGAAGGGCGAUGCCUGCCUCAGGUAAGGGAAGGUUGGAGUGCUCACGGGGGCGGGCGUGUCACGGUGGAGGCCAAGGGAAGCGUUUUGAAGUGAGGAGGUGUUGGUUGUGGGUGUGGCCUUCCGCACUCGCCACCCCGCUCCCUUCGUAUGUUGGUACAGCCCAGAUGGCUCCGCGGGCUCCCUAGAGCGCUUGACUUGUUCCUGCCCUCUCCUCUAGAGGGCGCCAAAGCACCUUGGCCUGGCGACAAAAUGGCGUCGCCAAUGUCAACCAAGAGAGGAAGAACCUGACCCACUAAAUGCACCCCUUUAUAACACCUUGACGCCUUAGUUGGGUCUCUUGGCAGUCAAUCACACCCCCUGCCAUCUCCUCCCAGUGCUGUGCCAUUGCUCGCCUGCUGAAGCUGCCAUGACAACCUCAUUUUCAGGGGGUGGGGCUUGAAGGAGCUCAAAGGCGGGGCCUUGAAAACCAUGGGGCGGAGCCCGAUGGCUUAGUUGUAAUUGGUAGUUGAUAGGAUGCUGCUUGAGACCGUGUCAGUCCAUUGGGAGUCUAGUCUCCCAGGGUGAACCCCUAACACAUUGCCCACCACCAUUCCUGAAAAGAUGCAGAUUUGCAUUGCAUUUCUGUAUUCAAAUUUUUAUUUAUUAUUUAAUAUGAUUUAUAUGCCGUUCAAGUUCCCAUCAGAAAAGGUAAGGGCUCCACCCCACCCCGCCACUGUACCCUGAAACUCAGGCUUUCCACGUAACAUGCCGGUCAAUUCUACACUAUAUACCGUAUUUUUUGCACCAUAACACUCACUUUUUUCCUCGUAGAAAGUAAGGGGAAAUGUCUGUGCGUGUUAUGGAGAGAAUGGCUACGGGUGGCAUGCCUACGGAUUUUCCUCCUCUAAAAACUACGUGUGUGUUAUGGUCGGGUGCGUGUUAUAGAGCGAAAAAUACGGUAUGUAAAGCACAGUUACACCACUUAAAACAGUUACAGCUAUUCCCUGGUCAUGGGAAAUGUAGUUUGUUAAAGGUGAUGGGGAUUGUACCUCUGUGAGCUCAACACCCUUUGCAAACUACACUUCCCAGAAUGCUUUGGGAGUAGCUAUUUUGAUUGGAUGCCGGGUUAGGGGUGACCACAGUUUCUGUUGCCCCAUGACACCAUCUCAUGUGUUCAUCACCACCACCCAUAAGUCAUAGGUAGAUAGGGCGUUAGCCACGAAUGGGGAAACUUUGGGGUCUCCAGCUGUUGCUGGGAGCCAACAGCUUUCACCCCCAACCAUUGGGCAUGCUGGCUGGGAUUCUUGAGUUGGAUUCCAACAUUUGUAGAGACACAGUUGCCCCACCAAUGGUCUUAGCUGAUUAAAUUAUUAAAUUAUAUUCAAGCCAGCAGUUAAAACAUCAGUGACAACUGAGCAAAGCUGAAGCCCGCAAAAGAAACCCAGGAACCCACGAACGUAAGGGAAGCCUUUGUUUUAAGCCUACCCUUGAAAGCAAUAAGCGAAACUGAAAUAAGGAGAGGAGCAAGAGCAGCACUUGCUGUGUGUAUGUGGCUUUCCACCUUCAACCCAGAAACCAUCAGCAUUACUGGAGCAUCUUUUGAAUGGGCUCAGUUGAUCUGAGUCAAAGCAAUGGGAGGUAGGAAGGAACUGGUCAUAUCAUGGGCAAGCGUAAUUCAUGGGGAAUAAUUAGUUUCAUUAAUAUUUAGAUCCAUUGUUUUAUUUUGGCCUUGGCCCAGUACUUGAUAAUUUCUAUUAUUUUCUGCGUGCUUAGUCACCUUUGCCAAAAGGCCAAAAAUGAAUAAGAAGUGCAAAUCUAUUAUUUUGCUCCGGAUUUGGGUUGUAUAUUUUUGGAUGCCUUAUUCUUAUAAUGAGUGCAGAGAUAGCUGAGAAUGUCAUUUGUCGUGCUGAAGAAAAAAUAAAUAAAAGAAGAGUUCCAGGAAAAGACUUUAUUCAUGCUGCUGAGAGUGAAAUUAAGGUGAAAUUAAAUUGCUGGGCUACAACGUUGGCCAAAUUCUACAUGUAUUGAUGUUUUGGGAGAAUUUCCUAGGGGGUGGGAAACUGUUGUCUGAUUGCAUUUUUAAAAAUGGAAUAAGGCAAAUCUUGUCCCAUUAGUCUUCAUCAGAACAUUAUUUUUAUUUUAUAUAACAAAAUUUAUAUAAUUGAUUGAGUAGAACCUCAAAGCAGUUUACAUACAGAACAAAAUACUCAAAUUAUCAUUAAAUACAAUUAAAAGUGGGUAUUAAAAACAUUCGAAAGCAGCUGCAAGCUAAAAAGAGAGUAAAAAAAUCAAUUUCUGUAUGUCUGGAUAAGCUUGCCUAAACAAAGAUGUUUUAAGAAGGCACUGAGAAGAGUCCAGCAAAGGCAUUUGCUUGAUGUCAACAGGCAAGGAAUUCCCAAGUAUAGGAGCUGCCACAGUAAAAGUUUCAUUUCUUAUGAAUGCGGAACAAAUAUUAUGUGGCACCUCUAGCAGUGCCAAUUCCAUAGAUCGAAGUGGCCGAGUGGGCAUACUGAGUGGGUAAGGCGAUCCCACAAGUGCAAAGUAUAAGAGGCUGAGGAGUUCUAAAUUUUCUUUUUUAAAUUAUGUCACCAAAUAGGAGCGAGAAUAACGUUUGAAAAAGCAAGGAAAUGUGCCUAUGAUCCUUCCCUCUCUCAAUUCCACCCCAUGGUUGGUAACGUUACUAUCCAAAUUGCCUUUGGUUUCAGGUCAUCCGUGUACAUUUUUUCCUGACAGAGCAGAUCUUGGAUGUAUUCGAAGCAAUGAAAGGAUUUCUCUAGAAAAGAGCUUGAGUCAGUGUUUUGCUUCCGCAACUAGGAAAUGCAGUGAAGGGCAGGUAGAAGUCCUUGCAAGAUCAUUGGCGGCUCCUGAGCAGGUCCAUCUCUUGUUCCUCUGAACCGCCCAGUGCUAAGAAUUGCUGCUUUUUAUAUUUAUUUUUUAACGAUGGGUCCAUCUAGUUCAGUAUCCAGCUUCUGACUAUGGCCAACCAGACUGUUUCUAAAAGAUUGGCUAUUUUGUUUAUUGAAAACCACCCCCUCUCUACUGUUCAGGGAGAAAAAAAGACUCCCCAAGUGAGGACUUGAACCCAGGUUCUCCAGCCAUAGCCUAAUACAUUCACCACUACAUUGAGUUUCAGAAUCACAGCUGCCAAUGCACAGGAACGAAUCAGGGACCUUUAGAUAUUGGCUGCAUUCGUAUCUAAUAGUAAGCCAUAAACCAGAGAUGGGGAGCCUCAGGCCCGUGAGGCAAAUGCGGUCCUCCAGGCAUCAAUCCCACAUGACAAGAAGGGCUGCAACCCAGUAGUAGAGCAUCUUCUCUGCGUAUCGAAGAUCCCAAGUGCAGUUCUCAGCAUCCCCCAUUAGGGCUGGGAGAGAACCCUCUUGGUAACCCUGGAAUGUCGCUGCCAGUCUGCGCCAACACUGCUGAGCUAGGUGGAACCAAGGCUCGGUUUAAGGCAGCUUCCUAAAAUUCCCGACUUCACACGGAAGAUCAGAGCAGUGCAUUGCUAACCGGCUUGCAACCUCUUCAGCAGCUGCAGCCCUAAUCCCGUUCCCCUUUUGCUCAAAUCCCAGCGCACUAGUCGAAACAGAAGCUUGCCCAAGUAUCUUGCACAAAGAGGGGGGCGUUUGAAAUGCCCACCUGCUCCUGGCAUCGUUAAACCAGAUGAGCUGUUGUCACAGGGGGGGAAAUGAAUCCUGUUCAUGCCAAACGACUUGAUAGUUUAAUGCGUAACUGUGCACUGGAAAGAAGGUGAUCUUCUCAGCCAAGCAAAGAAUCCUCCUUCGUUCCCCUUCUCUUCAAUGUCACGGGGGGCGAAGCAUGCCAGCUGUUCAUUCUUCCUACUAGGAAAUCUGCUGAAUGUCCACCCCAGCGGCAGGCCUGUUGGCUUUCUUCGCUCGUGUUUUACCCCAGGGUUGAAUUUGACCCACUGACUUUUCCGUUGUUGCUGCAGCUUAAAUGUGCGGAGCCGUGAAUGAUGAUCUGUCACCGCUCCCAGCUGCAGAGCAAUUGUGGGCCAUCACUUCAGCUAAGUGUUAUAAUUUAGCUCUUAAGACAGCGAAAUGGGGACUCCCGACACCGGCCGUUCUUGGAAAGGCGCCCGAGAGUGGCGUUAAGCAGGCGCCGAGAACAAAGGCCAGAACGUCCCCUGCUGAUGUGAUUCCUCCGCAGGAAGGUAGAACAGUUGCUUUGUAUCGAGAAGGUCCAAGUUCAACCCCCAACAUCUCCAUAUGGGGCUGGACGAAAAACCAAAGGUUCUCCCGAUCUGACCUGCACUUGGUGAGGACAGUGCUAAGAUAGAUGAGCCAAUGGGUCUGAUUCAGUAUAAGCCAGCCUCCUGUGUUCCUGUGCACACAUGGAUGUGUGGUAUUAAGAGGCAGACAGCGGGAGACCUCCUACCCCCAGAGGGAUCUUAGAAAUGGGUUUCCUUUCUGAAGCUUUCUGAGCUCAAAUUAGGAAGCUGCUGUGCCUUUAGUGUACAGUUGUGGGGAACUGUCAGCCUUCCAGAUUUUCCUGAACUCCAAAUCCCAUCAGCCAUCAAGCAUGGCUCAAGGCCAGGGAUCAUGGGAGUUAUAGCAAGAUCUUGAGGGCCAAAGGUCUGCACACCUGAGCUAACUGCUUAGCAUUUUUGUGCAGCAGGGAUGGGGGCCCUGUGGCUCUCCAAAUGAAGGAGCUGGCUAUGUUGAGCCUGGAAUGAGGAGUCAGAGAGGAUAUCUGAUAGCCAUCUUCAGAUAUCUCAAGGGCUGUCCCAUGGAAGAUGAAGCAAGCUUGUUUCCUCCUGCUCUGGAGGGUAGGACUCAAACCAGUGGAUUCAAGUUACAAGAAAGGAUAUUCCGACUAAACAUAAGGAAGAACUUUCUGAGAGUAAGAGCUGCUCAGCAGUGGAACGGUCUCCCUUGGAAGGUUGUGGACUCUCCUUCCUUGGAGGUUGGCUGGCCAUAUGCCAUGGAUGCUUUAGCUGAGAUUCCUGCAUUGCAGGAGGUUGGACUAGAUGGCGCUUGGGGUCUCUUCCAACUCUACAAUUCUAUGUUUAUACGAUUCAAAUGUUGUUGGACUCCAACUGCCAUUAGCCCCAACAAUUUUGGCCAAUGGACAGGGAGGACGAGAGUGGUAACUCAACAUCAUGUGGAGGGCCACAGGUUCCCCAGAUGUUGCUACAACUUGCAUCAUCCCUGGCCAUUGGCCAUGCUUACUGGGGCUGAUGGGAGUUGCAGUUCAGCAAUAUCUGGAGGGCCAAAGGUUACCCAUCCUUGUUCCAGAGUGCUGAACAGUGGCCAAGUGCCCAGUCCAGCUCCAAAACAGAAAACGUCGUAUUCACGGUGAUGCUGUGGUCCCUUCAUUGGAGGAGAGGUUUAAAUCUGGUUUGCCCAAUAACUGCACCAGCCAAAUCCAGCCCCCUAAUCCCCUGUUGUGGGACAGGCAAUCUGGCUUGGCCGGUUUCUGAGCCGUUCUGAAAGACCACCAUUUUCCUUCAGUCUCCCAAAGCCUAGUUAAACAUUUGCCAUCUGUUCCUUGAGAAAUGACAAUAGGUCGCCUUUGCUGAGAACAGUUAAGAAAGGGAGUAUUGUGCCCAUCUUGUUGAGAAUUGCUAUCUGGAUUCACAGACAACGAAAACUUAGUCUUGAGUUCACAGAAACCUCCAGCAUUAAAAGACCAGAAACCCCGAACAACAGACAAGCUUCUGUUCUGAGACCUAGGUUGGAUCUGCAUUCAUCGUCCUUGAGUCAAAUGUGUUCGUGUUUUAAAUGGAUCACUGGCUUGGAUCCAACAUGCCCUUUGACAUACCCUCAAACAUUUCUCCGACAAAAAUAUGGACGUCCUAAUUUUACUAUUUAUACCCCACCCAUCUGACUGGGUUGUCCCAGCCACUCUGGGCAGCUUCCAACAUAUAUAAAAACAUAAUAAAACAUUAAACAUUAAAAAAACUUCCCUAUACAGGGCUGCCUUCAGAUGGCUCAGGGAUCUGAUAAUUCCAUAGCUUCCCAACAUUUCUUUACUGAAAAUAGAGACGUCCUAAGGAAAAACAGGACAUUCCGGUGUCAAAUCAGAAACUGUGGCGGCGUCUGUAAAUCCGGGACUGUUGCUGGAAAAUAGGGAAACUUGGAGGCUCUGGGAUUCCCACCUCCUUCCCCCAAGUUGGUACACGGAAAGUAAAUGUUCUCUGUCAUUGGCAGAUGAUAGUAGUUUUCUGUCUUUUCUGGUUCUUUGUGUUCAGCUAAGAGCCAUUAAAAUAUUUGAAAACUAAUUAAGGAGUAUGUGAAAAUGUCCCAUCUGUUUGGAGGCCUCCUCCCACCCCCACAAGCAUAAAUGUUGGUGGGUCUGUUCCCUGUUUCUCUAGAUGACGCCCGUCACCCGUCAAGAAGUUCUUGGCCUUUAUCGCAAGAUAUUUCGCAUCGCCAGAAAAUGGCAAUCGGCAUCCGGCCAGAUGGAAGAGACCAUCAAAGAAAAACAGUACAUUAUAAAUGAAGCAAAAACGUUAUUCCUAAAGAAUAAAAAUGUGAGUGUUUGUCUUGCUGAAUAUUUAUGGGUUUUGAGUUGGCAUCGAAGAUGGCAGGAGGACUGGCUUCUUCCUGCUCUGUCCCAGCUGACAGGGCAAAUGUUCUUUGUAUGCAGACGGUUGCUUCUUUUUAGACCAGACUGUGAUCAUCAUCGGGUUUCCCCAUGGAAGAAACAAAUCCAGGAUCUAUUAUGAAACUAAUGAAGCUUAAGCUUCAGGGCCCCUAAUCUUGGAGGGGACGCAGAAGCAACUGUAGUAAAAAAUUUGGGUCUAUUAGACCCAAUUUGAGUUGCAAUCCCAAAGUCAGCAGCACAGAUGAUGUAAAGGUGUGGUGAUCUGUGAUCUGUUAAGAUAGCAGUGGUUACCCAGACCUUGUUAUCGGUUGCGAAGGGGCCCCCAUGACAGUUCAAGCUUCAGGGGGCCCCAAAUGUACAUCUGCCAAUGAGCAAAUCAUAGGUCGGGCAGGGGCCACAUUUCCUUCUUGGCAGCCUCCCAGGGGCCACAUGCUGCUGGUGGGUGGGGCCAUAUGUAGAAGAGGGCAGAGUACAUAGCUGUCAACUUUUCCCUUUUCUUGCGAGGAAUCCUAUUCGGAAUAAGGGAAUUUCCCUUUAAAAAAGGGAAACAUUGACAGCUAUGGCAGAGUAACAAAUGUGAAUCUCACCUUUGUAGAAUAAGCUAGUUUCUGCACCGGCUCAGACAUCCCUCUCUUCCUUCCAUCCAGAUGUAAAUCCUACUGAGGUGGCGUACAAAAAAACUCUGACCUGUUGUUGUUUUUAAACAACAGCAACAAAAACCACAUACCCACCCACAACAAUACCAGCAUUUGAAAAGCAAUCAGGAUCCUUCCCACAGAGCAGUUCCUGGUUAAAUGGCCUUAGCACAGGGCGCAACCCAGUUGUAGGUCCUGAAGGACCAGCUGAAGAUCAGUGUGGUGAAAUACCACCGUAAUGGGCUGUAAUCUGAUGCAACUGUGUCGAAUCGUAGAGUUGUAAGGGACCCUAAGGGACAUCUAGUCCAACCCCCCGUAAUGCAGGAAAUCUCAACACUGUCCUCCAUCCAAUUUGAAACUCUGUCAAUUUGAAAUCUCAUCCAGUUUGAAACCAGACCAGACCCUGCUUUUCUUUGCAAACCUGCUAGCAGUUUUAUUGCUGCACAAAGACAAAAGCCUGUGGUUUUUAGCCCCCUAAGAGUUCAGUAGCCUGUGUUUUCAUGUUGGCUGUAGAGGUGGGAGAGGCUAGUCCAGGCAGGGAGCCUCUUAGCAGGCUAGUUACAAAAAAUGCCUUCUGCCAGGCAGGCUGGCUAAGCAGGGGGUUCCAUCCCUGCUCCAACCAGCCUCUUGGAUUUCCAUCUGUGGAGGAAGAGGCUUUCCUUUCUUCAGAUGCUGCUGCAACUCUGAUCAGCCCCAGCAAGCACGGCCGAUUCAGCCAUGUUCAGCAAUGUCUGGAAGGCCAAAGUUACCCCACACCAGCUCUGUGCAUAGCAUAGCAAGAGGUGGACUGUAGUGACCCAUUCUUCCUUUGCCAGCCUGCUCAUUCACUUGCAUGGAAUUCCUGUUCGCCUAUGACUACCAGGCGAAGGCUCAAAUGUAAAGCAUGCGAGUUCUGUUUUAAGAAUUCCUCCUUUGGAAUGUUUGGGAGACAAAAAACCCCAUGGUUUUGCUUUCCUGAACUGUGAGCGAUAUAUAUUUUUAUCAAAAGUAGACCUACAACUUAAUUAAAAGACAGCGCAGUCCAAAUGGGUAGGCACGAAAAGAGCUCAAAUUAGACACUCCGUGGGAGAACAAAGAGCUGCUCUGAGUUAAAUUUGGAAUCAAUCAAAGGGCCGCUCAGAACCCAAUCCAGAGAAGAGAUAUGGGUACCUCACAUUUAACAACGCUCUUUGAUCCCAUUGAUUUAAAUGGCACUUAGGCACACAAAUUUCCUUCCGAGUGUGCUGUGUGGCCUUGAUCAGCAGCGGACAUUGAACGAUGCUAAAAUUUGGCACCCCGACCUCUCCUGAUCCGUUCUGUAGCAUUGUUUCGGCACCCCCUGCAGGCUGACGCCCAGUGCUUCCGCAGCGGUCCUGCUAGUCUAAAACCGCCUCUGCCUUGAUACUUGGCCCAGUGGAGGCUGGUUUGUUAAGGUGAAUGGGCCAUUGCCCCACCAGCCUCAGCCUCAACCUCAGAUUCUAUUUUUUAAUAAAGAGAAUCAAUAGAAUGUCAUUGCCUGGGCUAGUGGGAGAGGGAGGGGGGAACCCUGCAAGGUGAUUUUUGAGAUGGCUAAUUUCUACAUGGAUUCACAGCUUUCUAUUUUGAUUUCUGUUUUGUCUUAUGUUGUUUGAGAAGUUAACAGAUCCGAAGCUGAUUAAACAAUGUAUAGACGAAUGCACAGCGAGAAUAGAGAUAGGACUUCACUAUCACAUCCCAUAUCCAAGGCCUGUAAGUAGAAAUCCACCUGAUGUGAAUAUCUUGGCCCCAUUACUCCAUAGAAUUCCACAUGUUCUAGACAGAAGCUACUGAAUCAUCCCAUUUGCUUCUCCAGGAACAAUCCUACAAUUACUGCUAAGCACAUGAGUCAGAUUGAAUCAGGAGUAUAUCUUCAAAGAUGUCUCCCACAUCUGCAAGAGUCAUUAAAAUGAUGUCUUUUAGUAACACAAGUUGCUUGGAGAAUCAGGAUGUUGGCUUGAUAUUUAAUUACCAUGUAGCACCGAUUCUCAAAUUUUUAGACUUCAAAUGAUAUUAAUUAUCAGCCCACAGACAGUCACAAAGACAGUUCCUUCUGUCAGCAUUCAGUUCUUUUUGCAAGUGGGGGUCCAAUAUGGCAGUAAUCCAUUUGUUUCCCCCCUGCCCAUACAGUGUUUACCAUGAUUUUACUCCCCAGAUCUCAGAACCUAGGCUGAAUUGAUAAACCACAUUUUUGAGAUCGGCUGGGAAAUCAGAGACCACAGCCAGAAAUUGGAUUGCAAACCCUCAUUUGGCAGAAUGUUUGAAUUGACAAACCAUGAUUACGUCCAUUGUUGUGCUUCCAGAGGCCAUUGGCUCAGAGACAUGAGCACGGAGCGAACAGAAAACAAAAGCAGACCCACAGCUCUAAAUUAUGGUUUGCCUGUACCUUUGGAAGCUCACUUCAUGGUUUGGGUUCUGAACGGUGGUCAGUGGAAACCAUGGUUCAGCACAAUAUCUGAAUUGAACCUCUGGUCUUACUUCAGUGUAACAGUAAAUGGUGAAAAUACUAAUCUUGGUCAGUUGGUUCCUUCUCACCCUUUCUGGAGCAAGGGGUGGGAAAGGAACCCUGGCUUAGCAUUAAAUCUGAAGGAGAUAUACUGGUUUGUUUGCUCCCAAAGCCAAAGUUAGCUUACUUACUGAUCAUGAUUUCUUAGAGCAAAAUCACUAAUGAUCUCUGGUUUGGAAACCAAACUGUUUCCUCCACACACUAGGAAGGAGGAGAUAAAUGGUCCAGAAAUGCAUGUCCAUGGUAAACAUUAGCUAUGGUUCAACCUAAGGUGUGAAAAGAUGGACCAUGGCAUGCCUUUAUGGGGACAGAAACUGGGAUGUGACUCCACUUCUUCCAGGCCCACAUGCAACACCCCCUUCAUUGGGCUAUGGCAGGGGGGUGGAACUGGUUGCAUGUGUGUCUGUUUUCUGAUUUUUUGCAGUUUCCAAACGUUUGGGUUUUUAAAAAUUAUUUUCUCCUUGCUUCUCAUAGACUCAUCUGCCUCCCAUGGGUCUCGCCCAGCAGCACGGCCGUACUUUUCGACAUCAAGAGAAGCUGAGGAAGCUUUCCAAGCCAAUCUACUUGAAAUCCCACGAUGAAAUUUCAUAAUCAAGACUGUUGCCUGUGCCAUCCCGGACUGCUUGGCAGAUUCCUUUCAUGCAUAAAUGAAACUGGUGUGGUUUGCACUUGCUGACAUCGCCCUCAAGGCCAGGGGCCCACUUGAUCCUGAGAAGGCGAUGAGUAAGGAGACAAUCAAACGGUCUUGUAUUUAUUAAGAGUCAGCAGAUGACUCACCAAUAAAAGUCAGAUGAUUUAUGAUAGGAAAGGCAAAGUGUGAUGCGUCUUGCAUUGUAGAAGGAUAUAGCACCAUGCAGAAAGGGUCAAUAAUCUUCUGAAACCUAAAAUAUUGUUUUUCAAAGACUACAGCAGCAUGGUGUGGCAAGUAGAAAACACCUCUAGUAGACAACAGAAUGGUCUAGUUUGGGCAAUAUUUUCCCCGGCCUUUUUGCACACGGCUGAGGAGUGAGAUUGUGCCUUCCAUUCCUACCCACUGGCGGCCCUAGUCUCUCUCUACAUCCUCAUGCAGAGCCGUAACUUGUGCAUAAAAUCCAACGCAUGGAGGCCUAGCCAGUGGGAGAUCCUGGCAUGUUUCAUGUGCGCCUAUUGGGAAGUAGAUGUCAGCCCACAAGCACUCAUUCAGCAUGUUACCCACCCAACUCAUUUUAAGGCUCUUGUGCCUUUGAUGAAGCACUCGGUCGGCUACUGUGCCCUAUGUUUGAAAAAGGACAGGGUUGAAAAACAUCAGCAAAGACAGAAAAUAACCCUCUGGCAAGAUGCCUGAAAUAGCCCUCCAAUUUAGACCAGGGUGGGAAACCUUUGACCCUACAAUAUUUGAGGGAACCACAACUCCCAUCACUCCUGAUCAUUGACCUUGCUGGCUGGAGCUGAUGGGAGUUGGGAGUCCAACAACAUCUUGAGGACCACAUGUUCCCCAUCCCCGGUUUAGGCCUCCCUUUCAAUGGAUAACACUGUAAUUUUAAAGCAGGGAUACAGAUCCUGUGGCCCUCCAAAUGUUGUUGGACUCCAGCUCCCAUCAGGCCCAGCCAGCAUAGCUGAUGGUCAGGGAUUAUGGGAGUUGUAAUCUAACAACAUCUGGAAGACCACAGAUUCCCUUGUUUUAUAGCUGAAGGUCUAAUCUAGAUUUGCGUGUGGGUCAAAAUCUGCCCUGCUAUUAAGAACAUACUGUUCAUGUCAGGAGAUGGUACCGGCCAAUUGUUAACAUAAACAGAACUCCAGACAAAGCAUGGAAUAAUCUACCUAAGGUUAGCAGGAUAGUAGUGUCUCUGGCUGCCAUAGGAAUAAUGCAGGUCAGCCUGAGCUGUUUCAUUUGAAUGGGGUGAUGCGGUGAACAGCAGCUUAUGAACACUUCUUCAAGUGUUUUGUGUUCUUGGUAGCAACUUGUGUCAACAGGGUAUGACUCAAGUAAGAAACCUUUUUCAUGCAAAUGACUUGAAAGCACAACUUUUAUCCCAUCAGAGAAUUCUACAAGGUAGAAAUGCAAAGUCCUCUUCUUUUAUCUCUGUUAAGGCUGAAUUGUUUCUUGUGUUGUAUUUGUGGAAACGUCAUUGUAAGAGGCCUGAGUUACUCUUCCCCAGAAUGUGUAGCUUCAGUCAUUGCACACGUCCUCUAAAAUGUGUCCAGCCCAUUCACUGCUUGAGAUAUAUGUUGUCCAUUAACCACAGACAGCUGUGCAGAGGGUUUUUCCCCUUUGAAUAUCCAUCUUUUGAAUUCUGGGCUUAAAGGAACUAAAAGCUUGAAUAUCCAAAGUAUAUAAAUAAGGCAAGUGAGCUGGUGCAAUGAGGUAUUGCGUGGCCUAAUUAGCUGAGUCAAUAUUACUAUCUGGUUAUGGCAAAAGCUCAGGGGUAGAACACCCAGUUCUGCAAGCAGCUCACUAGAUGGCCCCAGGCAAUCAGAAAAGGGUCUCUCUUCAACAUUCAUGAAUUAAACAGCAUCCAAACCAGCUGACUCCUGGGAAAAUGCAACUUGGUUUUAAAAAAGAGCAACAACAAAACCGAGCCCCAACAAUAUACACCUUUUCAGCUUUUGAAAUUUGAUCAGGGCGUCUUGAAAUUGCUGCUCUUUGAAAACCUGAAGUUAUUACACCUACGAUCCCCUUUCAAAGCAUUUUGCGCUUCUUUGAGAAAAGACUCUGCAUAAGCAGAAAACAGUUUCACGGAGUUAAUUAAAGCUUCCACAGGAGAAGGCUGGAAGGUACUGCCCAGCAGAAAGUGCAUACCUAAAAAGAGGAGCUGCUGCUGCAGGCUCCCCCCCCCCCACUCCUCGGAGGGGCAAGGCUGGUUUCCCCACACUGUCUGUCUUGUGCCUCGCACCCCCCCCCACUUCAAGUGGACACUUCCCUUCUUUAUGUUUUUCCCCAUGAGUAAGGGUUACAGCAUUUGGGGCAUUUUAGCUCAUCAAAAAAACAAGGACAUAAUAGAAGUGGAUACAAUUGUGCAUCAUGAGGAGAAAAUGGCCAUGAACAAACCUUUUUUCCCCCUCUUAAUACCAGAGCCAAGGAAUCAGCCAAUGAAACCGAAUGGCUGACAAUGCAGUGUCUUCCAUAGUUCAUCUGUGCACAAUAGGCUAUUGGCACAACAGCGCCCUCCCCACUUGUGAUUCUCAGCAGCUGGCACUGAGUGGCAGACUGCCUCUGGCAGUGUGAAGCAGAACACAGCCAUCAUGGCUAGCAGCCAUUGAUUGCCUUAUCCAUCAAAUCCGUCAGCCUUUGUUUUUAGGCAAGUCCAUAUGUCCUCUGAUAUUUGGGGAACACCAUUGCUCACCAUAGCUUUGCAUGCAGAAGGUUCCCAGGGUCAAUCUCCAGCAGAAGGUGAUAAGAGAGAGCUCCCAUUUAAGGAGCUGCUGCCUUUCAGAGUAGUAGAAACAAAAUUAAAAAAUUCCUUCCAGUAGCACCUUAGAGACCAACUAAGUUGGCAUGAGCUUUCAUGUGCAUGCACACUUUUUCAGAGUAGGUAACUGCGUUAGGCAGAGAUAUACUCUAACCUGGUCAAAGGCAGCCUUCCUAUAGAAUUGGCAAACCAAGCAGGCCACAUUCCAAGUUUUUCAACCUUGGCACAAGACAAUUUCCCUGGAAGCAGAUGCUCUGCCAUGUGUCUUUCCAUCCUGCAUGUCUUCCUUGCUGCUCGAGAUACAAUUAUUCAGACAUGCAGCCUAUGUGUCAUAUUUGACUCAUCCUCUUCUUUCUUCUACAUCCAAUCCAGUCAUUUCUUCCUGUCCAACUGACUACAAUAAUAGCUUUUCCCCUUUGAAGUUGUUCCUUAUCUAUCCUACUGCUUUCUAUGCUGCUGUGGGUGUCUGUCCCAUACUAAAUAAAUGAAAAGGUGUGUGUGUGUGUGUGUGUGUGUGUGUUGACUAAUCAAACAGCAACAUAAAGGGGGAGGGGAGCAAUAAAUAAAUAAAAAUCAAAGGUGGCAGACUUAAAUAAACUUUGUGAUGCCCAAAAAUCUGUGUUCCCCUCACAGAGCUGCAAGCUCCAGAGUUCUCUAUGAAGAGGAACUAACCACUCUUGGCACCCUUAAUAACUCCAGUGCCCAGGAUUUUAGAGGGGGAAGUCAUGACUGUGUAAAUAGGUAUGAUACUGCUUUAAAUGUAUGGUGCAGAUGGGGCCUAAAACCACAAGAUUAACAUCUGAGGCAGAGAGGGGAAGGCAGAGGGCAAGGAAGACGUUACAUAGGAAUGGAUGGAUUAUGAAAUCACAGAAUCAAAGAAUCAUAGAGCUAGAAGGGAAUAAAGGGUCAUCUAGUUCAACAUCCUGCAAUGCAGGGGCUCAAACCCAUGACCCUGACCUGAAAAUGAAAGCCAUGGUAGGAACUGGGGAAAGCCAGAAGUGAAGUUGAAUGAAAUGCCAAGGCAAAGAGUUCAGUGAGAGAUCUGGCAGUGGUGCCUUUUGCUUCCUCUUUCUGGGAGCACCCUCCUGAGUCACCCUGAGAGCAAACGGGUUGCUGUGAGUGUGGCUGUUAGAACAGGGGAAAGGAAGGGCCCACUUCUCAAUCCUCAAUACAAAAUGGCUCGACCCAAGAGAGAAAGCAAACUGAGAGCAAAGCAGAGAGGACCUCCAGACCAUCGCUAGUUUUGGGUGAGAUUCAGCCACAUCCCAGCAAAUCCUGGUUGUGCAGUCGAAGGCGAUUGGGAGGCCUUGCACAACAAACCCACUCCCCCCAAAAAAAGAAUGGUCUUUUUACAAUAAGAGAUGAGAAAGUGCCCUGGAAAGUGUGGGAUAAUGCUGGCUUGAAGCAACAUCGCUCACAUGCACAGCAUACAUUUAAAGCACAUGGCCUCCUCCAAAGGACCUAGAGAACUGUAGUUUACCUUUCACAGCACUACAAUUCCCAGGACCCUUAACAAACUACAUAUUUGUUUGUGAGAUUCUUACCCCAUACAAGCCCUCUCGGACUGCUUUGAUCUGUGGAACUGGCACUGUUACAGAUGUUCUGCAUCUGUAGGAAACUGAUCUUUUAAUGUGGUGGCCCCUAUACUUUGGAACUCCCUGCCUAUUGAUAUCAUGCUGGCAGCUUCAGUGCACUCUUUUUGGUACCUACUUAAAACAUUCUUGUUUAGACAAGCCUACUUCUCUAUCUGAAAUACUGAUGUGUUUUUAGUUCACUGCUGGUUUCAAUUUUCUGAAUGUUUUAAAUUGUUUUUACUAAUAAUUUUAUUGUAUUCUUUUUUAAAACCCCUUUGAGGGUUGGUGUUGUUUUUAGAAUCAAGCAGCAUAUAAACUUUAUGAAAUACAUGCAUGCAAACAUAAAUGUAUGGUGUAGAUGCAGCUGCUGUCUAACCUCCUUGGAAACAAAUCAGGAUGAAUGUGCAAUAAAACAAGUUGCUCAAACCUUAGGUUUUCUUUAUUUUCAAUGGGGCGAUGGUUGUAGCCUGAUACUUCUUUCUUUUCAAAGGGGCAAUAGUUGCAGCCGUGCUUUUUCAUCAGAAAGCACAGGCAUACGACACCAACCAUUUAGUCAUCGAGCUGGCAAAGCGCAGCUACGCCCCUAUUGAUCCAGUGCUUCUGGGGCAAAUCGGAAGGGAGCUCAAUGGAGAGCACGUAAUUGGUGGAGUGGCCAGUGGUGGACAGGGUGCCUCUCCUGGCACUGGUUUUGUAGACGGGGCACAGGUAAAUCCCUUCGUGCAAAAAUUUGGAGCUCUCGCCAGGUUUCAGCCAAAUGAUGGGCAGGGAGUCGUAGAGGAUUUUGGGGAAAGACUCUCCAAUCCGCAUUGUCUCCCUGUCCCAGCGGGCCCCUUCCAGAUAAAGCCCUUUCACGUAGGCUCCAUCUUCAGGCAAUUGAGCCAUACUGUGCUCCUGUGUCAUCACCUAAAUUGGGUGGGGGAAGGAAGGAAGAGAUGGUGUAUUAGAACAUGGCUUAGGUCUUGCAGAAGGAAGGUUCUAUCCAGUGCUAGUUGCUAGCCGAGACAAGGAAUGGCUCCUGCAGAUCUGAAGCACUGAAGCAGGACUUGCUGAAACAUCACAGCCAAUCCUCUGUGACUCAAUCUACCCAGAAACGCCCCAAGUAUCUACAAGGACUGCCCAUCAUGCUUUCUUCCCCAUCCGACUAGCUCACUACGGGCUUCUUAAACAUAAAGAAUGGAAGAGAAAUAUCUACAAAUGCUUGCAAAAGCUAGAUCCCAACACUGGUCCUCAUAUUUCUAAAUGCUCAUUAUGCUUUAGUUCAUAAUGCUCUCCAGACUUAUUACUUUUGAAUCUGUACUCUCUGCACAGACAUUUUCUGAGACAGGGUAAGGGUAAAUCCCAUAGCUCCUCCCCCCCCUUUCUCUAACAACAUGCCAUCAAUUAUUUAAUAUUUUACUAUUAUCUUCUAACACUAAGGGAUCAAUUAAGUAGGAAAACGGCCUCUGUUGUUUCUGGCCUUUGAAUGCUCUGAAUGGACUCUGGAGGAUGCAGCUUCAUAAAUCCAUGUUUUGUGGAAGGAAGGAAGGAAGGAAGGAAGGAAGGAAGGAAGGAAGGAAGACUUUUUUUUACCAGCCUCAGUGUUUUACAAUGGAGAUCAGUGGUACCAUCAGAGCGAGUGUGUGUGCCCAGGGCUCCAUGUAACAGAAUGAGCUGCCCACCCCACCCCCAAUGCAGUAGGAUGGCCUUUUUGAAGUAAAUGAUAUAAUAUGCACUGGUAUUUAAGGAGAGAUGGGUGGAAGCAAGUCCAUGAACUCUAAAAUUACCUAAAAUCCACCAUUAAACUGGCAGAUAUGCUUUAUUGUUCCCUACAUUCCAGUUCAUGCAAAUGUCCCAAUCUUCAGUAGCCUAACUUUGAUCUCUACAGAUGGAUUGGCUGAGGGCGAUGGAAGGAAGACAAACUUUCUCAGUGUACACCCUCUGAAAUUAAUGGGCAUGACUAACGGGUUCCAUUCCAAUGGGUUUACUCUCAGUAGGAUUUCAUUGGAUACAACCCUAGGUUACCAAGUUUCAUUUUGCAUCGUAUACAGGAACUCUUAAACACGGAAUGAAAUUGCUUUACUUACCUCAAAUUCAAAUCCAAUGUGAUCUAUUGGGAUGGUGUAUUUCCUGGCAUAGUUCUGUGAAACUCCUGUCAAGAAGGACUGAGUAAAGUAGAAACCGGAAAUCCAAAACACAAUUGGAGGUCCGUGAUUGAUCCAUUCCUGGGUUUAACAUGAAUCAGCAAAGCAAAUAGUUAUUAUGUGGGAUUAAAAGAAACAACAACUGCAUAUGGUCAGCUGUAAAGUCUUGAAGGCCAAGAGCUUGGGGUAAUGGAAUCUCAAACCGUCAGUUUCCACCAUUAAACAAAUGCAAAUCUGUAAAGGUUUAAGUCCAAAUUUAUAAAUAUUAGAAUAAGAAAUUGACACCCCACUUAGCUGAAAACACCAGCGUGAUCCUUAAGCAUAUAUAAAUAUAAUUUAAAAUAUUUAAAUUUAACACACUUUUUUGGUGUACGCAUCUAUUUCUGGGGCUUUUAUUAAUUAAUUUAUUGUUGGCAACUGCUGUCUCUCUUUGAAGCUUAUCUAAUAAUUAAGGGUUGUCACCAACUAGUCCUACUCCAGAGCAGACCCAUUGAAGUUAAUGGACUUUAACUUUAACUUCACAUUCAAUAGGUCUACUCUGAAGUAGGACUAGCAUUCGAUGCAACCCAAGAUCUCUUAACAGCGAGAGCUUUUUAAACCUCUAUUCCUGCAACAGUUCUUCUAAUCUGUGGCUCUUUCUUAACCACCUAGCUAGCUUUCUACUUCCUGCCUCCAUUUACACUACUUAGAUACUACCGAGUUAAGCCAUAUAUAAACUUUUGUAGUAAAACAAAUAAAAUUGCAUCCUGAGGGAAUAUUGAGUUCCCCAAACUAGUUCUAUAUACUUGAGCCAUCCCAAUAAAUGUCAACAAACCACU